Adineta steineri is the source of this 4341-nucleotide messenger RNA. NCBI's taxonomy places the organism in Eukaryota, Metazoa, Rotifera, Eurotatoria, Adinetida, Adinetidae. The record is from the annotation of a GenBank genome assembly.
AUGGAAGGUGGUGGUGGUAUACCAACUAAUCAUCGACUAUCAACAUCAAUAAAUGUUCCACGUCGAUUAUCAACGAAACGUACAAGUCGAGCACGUCUUGAUUCAGCAUCAACAAAUGAUGAUAAUAAACCAGAUCAAGUUCUUUCACAAUCAAUGGAUGAUAUAGCUGUCAAAAAUGCACUUGGUUUUCUUGAGAAAUAUGAUAAAUUAGAAAUGUGUGAAAUAUUAGCAACACGUGAUACACAUUGGUUUUUAACAAAUGGAGAUAUUUAUAAAGCUCCAACUGAACUACCAAAUGGAUUCAUUAGACAAUUACAAGUGUUUAAUGAUUCUCAUGUUGAUAUAUUAUUUCCAGUUGAUGAUAGUAUCGCACAUUUAGAUGCACGUGAAAUUCAUCAAUUAAUACGAGAAUUAACUAUUGGUGUCUAUUCUCUUAAUGCACAUCCAGUAUUAAGUCUUGAAGCAAAUUUUGAUAUAAGUUCAACAUGUCAAAUGCCAACUGGUUAUAUUGAUACACGUAUUGGACAAAUAAUGAUUAAUUGUGAUUCAUGGCUUAAAUCUGUUUGGCAUGGUGUUUUUAUGCCAAGAGAAAAACGUGGUAAAUUUGCUGAUCGUUGGCGUCAUUUUAAUGAACCUUCAACUACACGUUCGAUAACACAUGAAUUUGAUGCAGCAGGUUUACAAGAAAUAAAUCAAGAUUCUGAUUAUACUGAAGCAAAAAAUUUCUUUCAACCUGAAGUCAAAUCUGAAGAACAAACAAUAUCUGAUGAAGAAUUUUUACUUUCAUAUGUUGAUGAUUUAUCAAUGGUAUUAACAGUUUAUCUUGAUAAGUUAUCUCAAUUUAAAAAUUGUUUAAUGUUUAAUGGAAAUUAUAUAAUACAAUCACAAAUAAAAGCAACACAAGACAAAUUAGAUAAUCAACAAUUUCAACGUUUAAAAGCAUUACUUCAAGUUCAUGAAAAAUAUAUUAGGAAAACACUUCCAUUAAAAACGGAAGUUCGAAGAUAUAUUUAUCUUCUUGAACUUACUUGUUUUUUAUUUACUAUACUUGUUGCACUUAAACGUCGAAUGAAAAAAAUUCCAAAUCUAAAUCGACUUUUACCUAUGAUUACUGGUGACGAAGUUCGUACUGAACGAGAACUUCCACCAUUUAUAUAUUUUAAAAAAGACCCAUCAAAUGUAUUUCCAUUUGAAAGUGAAACCAUGUUUCAUUUACAUGGUGGAAUUCAAUUUGAAUAUGAAACAGGUCCAUUGAAUGAUAAACUUUCUCGAGCAUUUAAUGGAAAAAAUACAUCAAUGCUUGAUGCAUCUCGUCGAACUUUAUAUGGAUAUUUAGAUGUCCCGAAUCAACCACUCAUAGAAUAUCUUUUACCGAUUGUGGAAAUUGACGGAAAAAAAUUCUAUCAUUUGGUUAUUGAUAUUGAACCGUAUUAUGGUUUACAUCCAAUAUGGUUACGUGUAAUUCAAAGACCAUUAGAAGAUGCGGCAAGAAAAAAAUUUCUGAAUGAAACAGUUAUAUAUGAAACAUAUAAAAAAUAUUUUGGACGAAAAAAAGCAACGAAUUAUAAGAAUCCUGAACAUGGUCUACGUGCAUCUGCUCAAAGAGGUCUUGCAUGUAUUUUUCAAGCAUUAAUACGUAAAACACCAGCAUCUGCAUUGGGUAAACCACAUCAUCGUGAUGGUCUUACACUUAUGCAUAUUGCUGCUAUAUACAAUCGCCCAAUGAUUAUUGAUAUGUUACUUCUCGUAGGUAUCGAUAUAAACACUAGAGCAGAAGUAAAUUAUACAUCAAUCGGUGGUACACCGCUACAUUCUGCUUGUCGACAUGGAAGUUUAGAUGCUGCAUCUUGUUUAUUAGGUAAUAUGGCAGCUAUUGUAUUUGAUCAUCAAGGAUGGUCACCUAUUCAUCAUGCUGCCUAUUGUGAUCAUGUUCCGAUUGUAAGACUUCUCUAUAAUAAAUAUUCUGAAUUACUUGAGCAAACAACUAAAGACAGUUUUCAAACAACUCCACUUCUAUUAGCAGCAACAUCGGGUGCAUUAGAUGCUGUAAAAUGUUUAGUUUCAUUAGGUGCAAAUCUUGCAUAUAAAGAUACAUCUUCACAUACAGUUAUUCAUGUGGCUGUUAAUAAUAUACAUACGAAUAUUAUUGAAUAUUUUAUUCAAUUAAAUUCCGAACUUGUACCAACAUGGCCUGUACUUGUUGAUUUAAUAAAUCAUGCUGAUUCAUCAAUGAAACGAGCUGUUGUUCAAUGUUUACAUGAAAUGACAACACAUGGUGAAGAAUUUUGGUAUCCAUUAUUAGAAACAGGUGGUAUUCGACGACUUAUAGCAUUACUUAACGUGACUGAUAAUAGUUUAGUAUUAUCAGUAUUAUCUGUUUUAUGCAAUAUAUCAACAAAUAUAGAAGUACGAGAAGAAAUUUCAACAGCGAGUGAAAAUUUAUAUGAAAUGUUUUCACAUUUAUUAAAAUCAAAUAAUGAUGAAAUACGUUCAAAAACAGCAAUAUUAGUUGCUGAUAUUUGUUUUAUACCAUCAAAUCAAGAACGUUUUCUUCAAUCAGGUGCAGUUUCAGCUUUAUCAAAUAUGCUUAAUUCACCUAUUGAAGAUGUUCUUGUAAAUGCUUGUAAUGCAAUUGAUUUACUUUGUCGUAAAAAUCAAUAUAUGCAAAAUGAAUUAGCUCAAUGUGGAAUUAUUAAACAAUUGACUGAUUUACUUUUACUUGAUUCAAAAGUUUUACAAGGAACUGUAGCUUCAGCAUUAGCAUCAAUAACAUAUGAUAAUCGAACAAAUCAAACAUUAGCAGCAUCUAUGGGUGCACUUAAACGUAUUGUAGAUCUUAUGCAAGAUAGAGAAUUUGGUAUACGUUAUAAAGCAUCAUUAGCAAUCGAAGCAUUAGCAAUGAAUAAUGUCGACAAUCAACGAGAAUUUUUAUCAAAAAAACUUAACGCACAAAAACCAUUGAAUGAAUUAAUGGAGGUUCGUAGUUCUGGUGAAUGGUCAUUAGAAAUUCGUGAACAAGCUGCUUUUUCAUUAUGGGCACUUGGUGGACAAAUAAAAACGCAACAACGUUCUGUAGCUGAAUGUAUUGGUAUUUCACAAAUUGUAACAAUGCUUUUAUCUCCAUCGGAAAAAUUACAAUAUGUUGCAUUAAAUGCAAUUAUUGCAUUAACUGAUGAAGAUGAAAUUAAUCAAAAUCGAUUAUAUAAUGAAAAUAUUCUUACACCACUUUUUCGUUUACUUAAACAAUAUCAACAAUUAUCACAUCGAGUUUUACUUGUACUUGUUCGAUUGUUUGGUGUACUUUGUACUGGUGCGGCACUUACACCAAAUACUUUAUUACAAAAUGCAAUUGUUGAAGAGGAUGCUAUGGCAGUAAUUAUUCUUAUAUCAGAUAUAAUAGAAUAUGUUGAUGUUAAAGUUGAAUGUAUUUUAAGUUUAUCGAAAAUAGUAUCAAAUAAUACUGAUAAUCAAAAACAUUUAGCAAAUAAUUUUAAUAUUAAUGAUUUUAUUGUAAAAUUUAUUCAAAUCACUGAACCUGAUUUAAAAUUACGAGCUUUAUUAGCGUUAGCUUUAUUUGCUUAUAAUAAUUUAGAAAAUCAAUCGACUUUAAAACGAACAAAUGCUAUACUCUAUGAGUCAUUUCGACCAUUUAUUGAAUCACAAAAUCCAUUACAUUCAACUAUGGCUUGUUUUCAAGUUAUUAUUCUUACACGAGUUAUUUCUGAUAAUGAAGAUGAACAAGUAGCAUUAACAGCGCAUGCUAUUAUGAAACUUGCAGAACUUUUAUUACAAACUAAUACAGCUUUAGUUACACAAAUAGCUAAAUACAUUUCAUCAUUAGCUCGUAUUCGAACGGGUAUAAGUGAUGGUUUACUCUCAUGCGAAGUUCUUGGACGUUUAAUUGACAAACUUUAUGCACCAUCACUUCCACAAACUAGUGAAGAUGCAGGUGAUGAAGAUGAAAUGCAUAGUGCUUGUGCUAUAGCAAUUGGUGCUUUAACAUAUAAUAAAACAGCAUUUCGUCAACUUUAUAAUCUUGUUCGACGUGAUCCUACACUGUAUGAUAAAAUUAUUGAAUAUGGUAGACGUUCAUGUAUGUCACCAGAAUUUGUUACAUAUUUUGAAAGUGAACGAGCACAAGGUUUACCAGUAGACAGUCUUUCUGUUCAACUUCGUGUUCUUGAAUCUCGGCCAGCAUCUUCAGUUAAUCGUCGAUCAGCACUUGGUGAUCGUCAAACACCAUCUCGUAUAAAAACUGCACAUAGUCGUUUACAAACUGCUACACCAUUAUCAAAUAAUAAACGACGUUUAACUGUAUCAUCGAAAUCAACUCCAACAUAA